This is a messenger RNA of Babjeviella inositovora NRRL Y-12698, 2436 nucleotides long. It is a transcript of the gene ZCF10, whose product is annotated as Zcf10p. Bases 44 to 2338 code for a protein of 764 amino acids. The transcript has a single exon. The record is from RefSeq and is a predicted model, not a curated record. Lineage: Eukaryota; Fungi; Ascomycota; Pichiomycetes; Serinales. Gene Ontology annotation, molecular function: zinc ion binding; DNA-binding transcription factor activity, RNA polymerase II-specific; DNA binding. Gene Ontology annotation, biological process: DNA-templated transcription; positive regulation of transcription by RNA polymerase II.
AACUUUCUAACAUCUCUUCCUCCAUUUCCACUUACCACCUACCAUGGAGGAUACAUUGAAACGAAAGCGGGUACGUCAGGCGUGCGACUUCUGUCGCUCACGCAAGGCCAAAUGCGAUGGUGCCCAGCCACGGUGCACCUCGUGUUUCCAGCAGAACGAGGUCUGUGUGUACACGUCGUCGAGCAAACGACGUGGCUUACCCACAGGGUACAUCCAUGGCUUGGAGCGUCGCAACGCACUCUUCCAGUCGUUACUUGUGCGGCUUCUCAAUACUGUUGAAACGACCCCCACCGCCGACAUUGAGUCAUUGCUUUUAAAGCUCCUCUCGGACCCCGAGGAACGGCUGGCUAUCACUGGAGGGUGUUCCAAGUUUCAGCGACAGUGGAAAGAGUCACCAUAUGCAGGGUUGUUUGACCAGCUCGUGCAGGAUGAGGUAGUAGCAGAGCCAGUCGAGAAGCGCAAGCCUGAAAACGUGGUGUUUCCGUCUUUCGACACUGAAGAAUGGGAGCCAAUUUCGCUCCAAUAUCAUGGGCUUUCGGGUUUAAUUUCCGGCUUUAGUGCCAAAACUAUCGCCCUCUACAACCAGCUGCUUGCCCCCGGAACCGUAUCGCCGUUCCGCGUGGGCUCCAUCUUCCACGUGCGCUCAUCUACGCUCAAGUCACCACCAGCAGAGAUCUUCCUGUUUCCGGCAAACGCGCGUAAGUUGGUAGAUGUGUACUUCCAGAUGGUACACCCGUGGUUUCCCAUGGUUAAUCGGUUCCCCAUCAUCCGUUAUAUCCACCAGUCUGGCGAAAAGCCGUUACAAGACUUUAACAUGACGGCGUUGGUGUGGACAAUCUUGGCGUUGGGCCAGGCGAGUGCCGAGGGCUACGUUGACGCGCUGUCAAAGUCGCUUGCCGCGUUCUACGCGCGAAACGCCAUUCUCUCUUUGGAAAACUCACCCGCGUCCACAAUUGAAACCAUCCAGUCAAUGCUCCUCGUGGGCUUCUACCACUAUGGCGCCGGAAACUGGGACUACUCCUGGGUGCUCGUAUCAUCGGCCUCUCGAAUGGCCAUCGACGUGCGGCUAAUUAAUUCUACUGAGCGCCUGGACGAGAACGUGGUGCUGAACAAGGUGGACUGCGACACGCGUGAACGCACCUGGAGCUCCGUCUACGUGCUCAACACACUUCUAUCAUCGCGUAUGGGCCGCUCACCGCUUAUCCGAGCCUCUGAUUGGCCCACACCGGUAGUUAACGAGGAUGGUUGGGAGGAGUGGGAUGCGUGGCGCGAGUAUGUGGCUGAUGGCCCCUGCCUUCUGUUUGACAGCGGACGAUGUCUCUCGACGCACAAUGCGCUCCUCCGCGUGAUGUCACUCGUUAAUAUGGCGAUUACAUCGUCGCUCGACGUUGCUCCCGCCCACAAGGACACGCUCCGGCUGUCGCUGAUCAGUGUGGAAUACGUAGAGCGGUGUCUCCAGGACUGGAUAAUCCACCUUCCGCCGUACUGUCAGCUCGACGCUACGCUGGUCGCCGGUGUGGCCAAAUCCCCCCCAUUUGUGGUGGGCUUACAUCUCAUCUAUAAUCUCACAUUGUGCAUUUUGGGUGUGCGCUUGGGCAGCUUGGAGAACCUGGAGUUCACGCGCCCGCUUGUCAUCCGUCGCGACCAGUGCUACACACGCGGCGUCUUGGGCAGCUUGAAUAUCUUGGAAAAGAUUUCCCCGGAGAAGUUUGCACAGAUUCCUUUCGUCGACUACUAUUUGACUUUGAGCAUGAGUAGCCCCGAGUUGCUCUCGCUGGACGCAGCCGUGAAGGAGGCAGUACUCGGAAAGUUUUCUGCUAUGUUGCAGCAGGCCAAGAGCGGGUCUGUUCCAUGCCAGAUUACCGCCAAGUUGAUGGAUAUCACUCGCUCCGGCAAGGGCGAAACGCGGCUGCUCCUGUUUCGCGACGUGCUCAAUCCUGUGCCCUCAGAGAUGGAAAAGGCGAAGGAUCCCCCGCCACCCGAACCCGUUCGUCCGUCGCUCUUUGGCAGCUUUGCACGCUUCGACGAUCAGACCGAGUUGGGCACGUUUGGUUCCAAGUUCAAAGAGACAACCACCUUUUCUCGCAACGAUCUUCUUGCCACGAUAAAUCCCACGCUUCUGCCAUUGGAUGAGCUGGCAGCGCAGUCAAUGGCCACGAAUGACGUGGUCACGAAUGACGAUUUGGAUGUGUUUAUGCUCGACACUGACUUCCAGCGCGACGAAUCGCGCGUAGAUCAGUUCUUGAAGAACUUGGGUUACGUUGGGGGGUCCAUGACGGCGUUGGGCAUGAACAUGGAGCUUCCAGAAGGCGAAAAUCAGGUGCAACAAGGUAGAUAGUGCAGCUAGUUGAUACUGGUCAUAUCAAGUAGAAUAUAGUAGAGUAUUGUAUGGAGGCUAGAAUGUACAAAGGGUUUAUCUGAUUAGAUGGUUCUCGA